Hemicordylus capensis (graceful crag lizard) is the source of this 903-nucleotide messenger RNA. RefSeq names its product TLC domain containing 2 (gene TLCD2). The transcript has 4 exons. Gene Ontology annotation, biological process: regulation of membrane lipid distribution; plasma membrane organization; phospholipid homeostasis. Gene Ontology annotation, cellular component: plasma membrane. Lineage: Eukaryota; Metazoa; Chordata; Lepidosauria; Squamata; Cordylidae. The coding region runs from base 71 to 778 and encodes 235 amino acids. The record is from RefSeq and is a predicted model, not a curated record.
GCGCAGCAGGGCGAGCGAGCCGCGCCGACUCGGGCGGGCAGCAGCCUCGGGCCGCGCCGUCCGGGCGAGGAUGGAGCUGCUGGUGGUGCUGGGCGGCUCGCUGGGCGCCUUCCGGCUGCUCAACGGCGGGCUGGAGCGCCUGGCGCCGCCGCCGCCCUGCGCGCAGCGCAACCGCUGGAAGUGGCGCAACAUCUGGACCUCCUUCGCGCACAGCCUGCUCAGCGGCUCCUGGGCGCUGCUCGGCUUCUACCUCCACCCGCAGAUGGCCGAAGACCUGAUCGACUCGCACUUGCCCGGCGCGCACCGCCUGCUCGGAGUCUCCCUCGGGUAUUUCCUGCAGGACUUCUUGGAUAUGAUCUGCAACCAGAAGCUUCAUCAGUGCUGGGAGCUGCUUUUCCAUCACUCCGUGGUGAUCGUCUGCUUCGGCAUUGCCUUUGUGGCUCACCGCUACGUCGGCUUCGCCAUGGUGGCGCUGCUGGUGGAGAUCAACUCCGUCUUCCUCCACCUGCGGACCAUCCUGCUGAUGGCCGGCUUGGCCCACACCACGGGCUACCGCCUCAACAGCCUGCUCAACCUGGGCACCUACGUGGUCUUCCGCAUCACCACCCUGGCCUGGAUGACCCGCUGGCUGGUCCUCAACCGGGAGCACAUCCCUCCCGCCACCUACCUGGUGAGCACCGCCGGCAUGGCCGUCAUGACCCCCAUGAACAUCGUCCUCUUCUACCGGCUGCUGCGGAACGAUUUCCUCAAGUCCAGCCGGCGGGAGAAGGAGAGAUGACGCCUCCGGAGGGCUCUGCAGAGAAGAUGGAGCUAAAUCGUCCGCCUCUCUUCCCGGCUGCAGCCGCCUUUUAGCCCCUCCCGCGGGGUCAUGAGAAGCCUCAGCGCAGGGGGAAGGUGUUUCUG